AUGGAAUGCAAUCUUUUAGAAGAAGAGGCAUAUAUUAAGAAAUCUGGCCUAAUAAAUAAAGAAAAUAUAACAGAAAGAAAUUCAGAGGAUGAAAAAAAUACUUCAUGCUAUGUUAGUUAUUCUUCAUUAAGCGACGAUAGUUAUUUAGAUGUAGAUUAUGAAAAUUUUCAAAAAUACAAAGAACUGAAAAGUAAUAAUUUUAAUAAUAUAUAUAAUCACGAUAAUAAUAAUAAUAGCAACAGUAGUAAUAAUAAGUCAUUUAAUAGCAUAUUCAGUGAUAUUUUUUAUAGUGAAAAUAUGAAGCAUAUGAAUAAAGAUAAUAAUAAUUUAAAAAGAGAAAAGAAAAUACAAAAUUCUGAUAUAAAUAGUAAAAAUAUAAUAAAACAAAAAAAUAUUAUUCACAGUAAUAAGGAAUGUUUAAAUAAUGAAAAUUCACUUAAAAUGAAUGAAGUAAAUGAUUCUACAAAUAAAAAAAACUAUGAAUGUAAUAAUAUGAAUAAUGAUCUAAAAUAUAAUCCUCAUGAAAGUAAUAAUGAUAAUAAUAUGAUCCGUAAAAAAAAUGGAGAGAAAAAAUUUUUAGAGGGUCAUUUUUUGAGUGUAUUAAAUAAAUUUAAGAAAAGUUUGAAAGAAAAUGUGAUAGGUAAGAAAAUAUGGAAUAAUCAUAAUUCAGAGGUUAAUAAUUUAUGUGAAUCUAACAGAAAAAAAUGUCAAAAAGAUAAUUUAGAGAAUAAUUUCCUAGUUUCUAAUGAUAAAGACUAUAUAAAUAUAAAUGAUGUUUCUAAAGAGGCUGAAAAUAUGAAUGAUAAUGUAGUAAAUAAGAUGGAAUUUUCAUUUAAUAAUAAUUUAAAUGAUAAAAAAACUAAUGUUACUGAUAAAAAAAAUAAAAAUAAAGACAUAAUAAAAGAUAAUUUAAAUUAUGAAAAAUGUGAAUUAGAAGAAAACAAUAAAUCUAUAAAGAAAGAAUCAUUUUAUAAAUUAAGUAAUAAUAAUAAUAAUAAUGAAAAUACAAAGGAUGAAAAUAACGUUUUAAAUUUUGAAAUGUAUAAAGAUAAAAAAUUUAAUUUAUUAUCUGAUGAUUUACCUAAUGAUAAUAAGGUCCUUUUAAAUUUUUUAAAGGGUGAAACAAAUGUAGCUAACUUUGAUUAUCCAAAGUCAGAUAUUUUGGAUAAAAACUCUACAUUUGUUAAUAGUGAACUUAACAUUGACAAUAAUAAUAAUAAUGUCAUAAAUAGUAAUAUAAGUAAAAAUAUUAACUAUAAUAAUAUAAAUAAAAAUAAUCAAACUAAUCAUAUCAUUAAUAAUGUUAAAAAAAACAACAACAUUAAUAUUAAUGAAGGAACUAAAUUAAAAUUAUAUAUAAAUAGUGCAAAUGAUUGUGUUGACGAGAACAAGAAGAAUUAUUAUAAUUCAAGUAUUUCGAUAGAUAAAAAAGACGUUGGCUAUAAAAAAAGGAAUUAUUUAUUAAAUAAUGAUUCAUGUGACAACAAAAUUAAUUAUGAAAACAUUAAAAAUAAAAAUAUACUUAAUGUACAAGAUAUAAAAAAUAGAAAUCUAAAUUAUAAAAAAAAAAAGUCCCUUGUUCUGGGAGAAUAUAGUGAAAAUAAUAAGAAUUAUUUCAGAAAUAACAAUUUCAUUGAAGACGAUAUAAAUUGUAAUAAGAUACAUCAAAAUAAAAUAAAUAGUUUUUCUAAUAAUAAGGAUUACAGAUGUAUCUCAACACACAACAAUAAUAGUGAUCUUAAUAGAAAAGUAGAAAAAAAUAAACUAAAAAAAUAUUCCAUAAAAAAAGACUUAAAUAUUCUUAAAAAACGGUGCGAACGCAAUUUAUCUGAAGAUUAUCUAUAUAAAAUUAAAGAAUAUUUGUAUGCCAAAAAUCAGGAUAAAGAGCAAAAAAUGUUAAAUUAUUUAGAUAAUUCCUUAAAUAAAAAAAAAAAUAUUUACAUAAAAGAUAGUAAUAAUAAUAACAUAAACAGAAAAUAUAACAUAUUAAGUGAUAUGAGUCUAUUAAAAUUAAUAACGAAUAAUUCGAAUAAAAAAAUUUGUAAAAUAAUUGAUAUAGAUAACAAAGUAGUAGAUAAUUAUAUAAAGAAAAAAAAAAAUAAAAAUUAUUAUAAUUUAAAAAAAAGUUCUAUAAAUGUAUGCUCUAAAUGUAGGACGGAAAUGCAGUUAUCAAAUUUCCCUUUUUUAUGCUUUGAGUGCUUUAUCAGGGAAAUAAAAGUAAGAGUAGGAAAUCAAAAAAAAAAAUCAAAAAAAAAUGAAAUUAAUAACGAUUUUAAAGAAGUAAAUACAUAUAUCUAUGAAUUCUUUAAUGAAAUUGAUGAAUUAAAAAAAAAGUUUCAAAUGGAUGAUGAAGAAAUAUCUUUUAUGUUUAGCGAAAUAAGAAAAUGUAAUUUAUGGAAAACAGAAAAAAAUAUAUGUAAAAUUUUUCUAGAUAUUUUCAAAUGUUAUAAUUUCAAUGAUAAUCAUAAUGAAAAUAAUUUUUUUAAAAAGUUUCUGAAGGACAAUUAUGAAAAAGGAAUUAUUAAUGAUGAAGAAAAAAUUAAAAUUAAAAAUAUUUUUAAUAAUGAUUACUUGUCGGAUAAUUAUAAAAAAGGUAUACUAAAUUUCUAUAAUUUUUUCAAGAGAAAACAAGCAAAAAAGGAAUGUGUCUACCAUAAUAAUUAUAAGAAUGAAAAAAAGUUUAGAUAUGUAAAAUAUAAUAUGAAUUAUAAUAAGAAAAGAGUUAUUAAAUAUAUAAAUAAAUUAAAAAAUAUAUAUAUUUUUCUUUACAAGAAUAAUACAUAUUGUUAUAGAUAUAAUUUUGGAACUACAAAGUGUAUAUUAAUUAAUAAAAAUAAUAAAAAAAGCAUUUAUGUGAAUAAAAUAAAAAUAUAUUUAAAAAAUUUAAAGAAAAGUAUUGAUAAAUAUAGGAUUAUCAAACAAAAACUUUGUAAUAAUAAAAGUAGUAAGUAUAAUAAAUGGAAUAAAAAUUAUGAAAUUCUCAAUAAAAACACUAGUUCCUAUAAAGUAACUAGUAACUUAAAAUAUGAUGGUGAAGAAGUUGAUAAUGUAAAUUUUGAUAGAAAAAGUAUAGUUCAUGACAAUCAUAAUUGUUAUAUAAUGGAAAACUGUAAUAAUGAUAAAAAUGAUAUGGAAAAUAAUGAUAAAAGUGAUUUAAUUGAAAAUAAUGAUAGUGAUAAGAAUGGAGAUAUAAUAGGAAAUGAUGUUAAAACUGAUAUAAUUGAAUGUAAUGAAAGAACUGAUAUAACAGAAGAUGAUGAUAAAAACGUUAGAAUAGAUGAUAAUUAUAAUAGUGAUAAAAGUAAUGAUAUGACUAGUAAUAAUAAUUUAGAUAACUUCAUAAUGGAUAUUACUAAAAUGAGAAAUGAUAAUAAAUAUAAGUUCAACAAAAUUUUUAAUAUUAAAAACUCGAUAAAUGAAUCUCAGUUACCAAAUAUAAUAACACAAAAAAUAAUACCUCCUCUUAUUUUACCAUUAAAUAAAAAAUCUACUAAUUUAUUUUAUGAACUAAGGAAUAAUGAUUUCAUAGAUAUAAAAAAAAUCGAUUAUUAUAAAUUAUUUAUUAUGCGAAAAAACUUAUCUAAUUUUUACAUGAAUAAAAGUAUAAUGAAUUCAAAAGAAACUGUUGAAUCUUUUGCAAAUAAAGAAAGUAUAUGUGAUAAUAAUUUAUUAAUAAAUCAUAAAAAAAAUAAUGAAACGAUAGAGUUAUAUAUACCUAACUUUUGGAGAAGUAUAAAAAAUGUAAAUGAAAUUAAAUCAGUAACUACAGGAAAUUCUGAUGAUUUUUAUUUUAAACUUUUAGUUCAUCCAAGAGGAAAUUCUAAUGAAGAUAAUUAUUUGUCAGUUUAUUUAGAAGUGGUUAAACAAGAUUUUUAUCCUCCUGAUUGGAUAUUCCCGAAUGUUCGAUUUCAAUUAACUGUUCAUAAUUUUAAAUCAAAAAAAAAUUCGAUUUCUUCAUGGGCUUAUUGGUCUUUUACUAAUAAUUCUAUAUCAAGAGGAUGGCAAAAAAUGAUAAGUCAUUCAAAAAUAAAUAAAACAACAGGAUUUUUGGAUGAUUCUGGUGGUUUAUUAAUUAAAGGGAAAGCUGAAAGAUCUUUUAAAAAAUUGUGGUCAAAAAAUGUCAAUCAUAUACCAAAGUAUAUAUGGAGUUAUAUACCUGAAAAAAUAUAUGAAAAAUUUAAGAAAAAUGAUACAUUACUCAAUUUUUUAUUCAAAAAAUCAUAUUUUGAUAAAAUUUUGUUCUCUAACGAAAAUACGGACCAUAAUAAUAAUAAUAAUGAUAUCAAUAAGUUAGAAAAUCUUGAUUAUAUUAAGAAUUAUAUAUAUAACAGAUAUUCAAUAGAUAUAUAUAAUUUUUCAUUAUUUUGGUCUCCUCAAUUUAUUAAAAGUUAUUUUAUUAAUUCAGAGAAUUAUCAUAAAUUGAAAAAUUAUUUUUAUCAUAAUACAAGUAACCAAUUCACUAAUAGUGAAAUUCAUAGUAGAAAUAAUGAUAUAAACAUUUUAAAACAAAAAAAUGACGUAAUAUCUGCUAUUUAUUCAAAUUACAGUAACAUGGAUAUUUAUGAUGAUUUCAUUAAAAAUAAUAGCAUUGAUGCCUUAAAAAAUGUUACAACAGAAGAAUGUACAAAAAAAAAAGAAGCAUCUAUGCAUGAUGAUUUUUUUAUUGAUAAUAGAAAACAUAUUCUAUCAUUAACUAAUUACAUUAUUCCUGUUGUUGAAUCUUUUAAUGAAAAUGAUAAUUUAACGAUUUUAGUUAAUUGCUUAUAUAAUAUAGAGUUAUUUAAAAUUAUAAUUUUGAAAUAUAAUGGAAACUUAUAUAAUAGAAUUUUAUCUAAAUAUAUUAAAAGAAAAAAAGAAGAAAAAUUAUAUAAAUUGAAUUCUGUAAUGAAAAGAUAUGACAUAGAAAAGCAUUAUACCAAAAAUGAUAUAUUAGAAAAAAUAAAAAAAAAUAGUUAUAAUAAAUUAUACUAUUAUAAUCCAUCUGAUUUAAAAAAGAAAAUUAUAGAUAAAUUAAGUGCAACAAAUGACAAAAUUGAGUUUUUAUAUUCUUAUAUCAAUGAUAAAAUAAGCAAUUUAAAUAACGUGUAUCACACAGACUUCACCAAAAUGGAGGAUAAUACAUACAAACUUCACAAUAUAAAUUUUAUAAAUAUUAAAAUUAUUCAUAAUGAUAGCAUACAUUGUAUUAAUUAUAUUAACAAUUAUAUAAAAUAUAUGAACUAUAAGAUAAAUACUAUUAAUGAUAAAAUAAAUAAUGAAAAUAAAGGACAUAAUCUGAAUUAUUUAUGUAAUGUAAGUAAAAUAAACGUUCAUAUAAAUUGUAUAAAUAAUGAUAUUCAUGAUAUCAACGAAAGUAUAAAUAGUAUAAAGUAUGUUGAUAUUUUACAUAAUACAAAUAUAGCAGGAGAUACAUAUAAUAAUAAUGAAAAUGACAUGAUAAAAGGAAAUGAUAAUAUAAAUAAAAUAAAUAAUAGUAAUUCAAAUGAUAUAAAUGAAAAAAACAAUAAUGAAAAUGAUAAAAAUGAAAAUUGUUGUGUUGGUGAUUAUUUUGACUUUUUGGAAACAGGUUUUAUUAAUAAUCCUGAUGAAUUAAAAAAUAUGUCUUAUAGAUAUACAAAUGAUAUUAAAUCAUUUAAUAUGUUUGAAUAUUUUAGAAAAAACAAUAAAAAUGUUAUAAUAGCCUUACAAAGAAUUUUCAUAUGCAUGCAAUUAUACUCCUUAAUUCUUUGCUCAAAGAAAGGAAAAGAAGAUUUUGAAAAAAACGAUUCUAGCUAUUUAAAUGAAAAUUUUUAUAAGGAAGAAGGUAAUUUAUAUUUUAACAAGAGCGAUAAAAUAAAUAAAAAUGAAAUUAAUGAAAACUAUAAUGAUAAUAAAAAUAAUUUUGUCAAUUUACCAAGAAAUUCAUAUUCUUCAUUAUCUACUUCAAUGGAUACAGCCUUAAGUCAUGAAGACAAGGAUAAUGAUUUAAUUGGUAAUAUCAAUAGUAACUAUCAUAAUUUAUUUACGAAUAAUGUUAAAGAAAAUAAUAAAAAAGAUGAAAACAUAAAUAGUGAAUUCAUAAUUAACUCAAAAGAUGUUACUAAAGAAAAUAAAUCAUACCAAUAUUAUAGUAGUAAUAUAAAUCAGAAUUACAAUUAUAACGAUAAUAAAGGAGAAUAUAACGAAAAUGAUAUGAAAUAUUUAAGUAAUUUAGAAAUAUCUAAAAAAAAUUGUUUAUUCUAUUAUAAAAAUACUCUUUUUUAUAAUACUUUAUAUUCGGGAGAUGAUUCGAGCUCAACUUCAGCAAGUGUUGACAAUAUGAAAAAGAUAAAAGUAAAUAAUAAACAAGCUAUGUGUUCAAUAGUAAAUUCAUAUAAUGAAAAUAAUAAUUAUUUACAUUUAUUUAAGCCAUUGAUACCAAGUAUAAAGGUUUUAUUAAUUAGUUUAAAUAAAAUUUUAUUUAAUCAAUAUAGAUGCGAUGAACCCAUUACAAAAAUACAUGAACAAUUAUUUAAGCGUAUUGCUUGUGAUGUAGCAAAAGAUAAAAUAAAAUUACAUAAAAAAAUUAAAAAACUAAAAAAAAAAAAUACUAAAAAAGAAAAAAUAAUUGAUUUGAUAAAAGAUUUGAAAGAUAUAAGACUGUUUGAGCAAAUAUGUUAUGAAUUAUUUAACUUAAAAAAUAAAUCGGAAGACAAUAAUUAUAAAACAAGUAAUAAUAAUAUAAACGAUGCUAGUGAUUAUAGUAAUGAUAUUAAUGAUUAUAGUGCUUCUGAUGAUAAUUCAAAAUUUCUUAAUUUUCCUGGAAAAACAAUAAAUAAUGUAAAAAAAUCAGAAGAGAGUAUCAUCGAUGUCGAUGAUAAUGAAGGAAAAAAUUUGAAUUUUCAUAAAAAGGAAAGAUUUAUGAGGGAUGAAGAAGUACAUGAAGAUAUAGAAGAAAGCACAAAUAUAUUACUAAACAAGAAAGAAAAAAAAAUUAUAGAGAACAUCAUGCAUGAUAAAGAAAAAAUUGCGAUAAAUAAAAACUGUGAAAUAAUGGAAAAAAAUAAUGAAAUAAAUAAAGAUGAAGAUGAAUCUAAUCAAUGUAGUAUUGCUAGUGGGUAUGUUGAUGAUAAUGAUUAUAAUAAGAGUAAGAAUUUCGAAAAUUAUAAUAAAAAAUUAUGGAAAAAUAAAAAUAUUAAUUCAUUAAUUUAUAAUUUGAUAUGUAAAAAAAAAGUAAAUUUUUAUAAAAAUUAUAUUAGUUGUGAUAAAGAUAUAUACAAAACUAUAGAAAGCUCUUGCUAUAAUGAAAUACCUUAUGUUUUAUUUUUUUACAUUAAUUAUUUUAAAAAUCUAAGAAGGGGAGAAUUAAUUGAUAUUCCAUUGUGCUUAGAUAUAUACGAAGAGAAAGAAGAAAAGGAAUCUGACAAUAAGAAAGGAAAAAACUUAUGUUAUACAAUAAAAAGAAAUAGUACAAAAAACAAAAAUGAUAUUGAUGAAAAAAAAAUCACAUAUCAUUUAUAUGCUCUCAUUAUAUCAGAAAAUAAGGAUGCAAACAAUAUAACUAUUUCAAGUCAUACUAAAUGUAAUGAUAUAGAAUUUAAUAGUGGAAAUGAUUUAACUUGGAAUUCUUAUUCUUAUUUAAUUAUAAAACCAUAUAUAAAAGGAUCGUGGUAUAAAAUUUAUAAAAAUAGAAUAACUAAAUUGGGACAAUAUUUUGAAUUUAAUGAAUGGAAAUGUCACAAAGAUUUUUAUUGUUCUUGUUGUAUUUAUAUAAGUGAUAAUUAUUAUGGCAUGUAUAAUCAUUUCUUUUUACAACAAUUCAAUAUUAAAGAUAUUAAUUUCCCUUUAUACUUACAUACAUUGAGAGAAUUUGAUAUAGAAGAAAAGGACAUAUUUGAAUUUAAUAAAAAUUUUAAAGAUGACAUUUAUUCACUAUUCGCUGAUAAAAAUAAAGAGAGAAACGAUGACGAAGUAGUAUAUGAAAUAAGGAAAAUUCCUUUUGAAAAAUCACAACAAUGCGAAUCAAAUACAAACAACACAAGUGAUAACAGUAGCAAAAGGAAUGAUGAUUAUACGUCUAUAAAAAAUAUGGAAAACAAUAAUGAAAAUGGAUUUAAAAAAAAUUUCAUGACAAAUAAUCACGAUUAUGAACAGGAAAAAAAGAAAAACAAUUUUAAAAAAAGUAAAGUUGAAAAUUUUAAGAGAGACCAUCCUUUAAAAAAUUUUAAUAAUUUUUUAAGAACUAAAAAAUAUAUAAAAAUAGGGGAUAUGCAUAAAGAAAAAAUGAAUGAAAAUAUAUGUAAUAAAAACAGUUACCCUUUUAUAAAAGAUGAAAAUGAUUUAAUAAUUAACUGUUUAAAAACGCAUCAUAGAAUAAUGAUAAACAUAAAAGAAGAAUUAUUUGAAGAUGUAAUAAAAAUUGAAAAUAAUCAGAAUAUUACCUAUGAUUGUAAAAAUGAUAACAAAGCAAAAGUAUGUAUUGUUAUUAAUAAAAGCAAUAGUAAAUUGAAAGAGAAUAGACAUUUUUUUGAUUUGAGAAGUAUAAUAAAGAAUUAUGGAAAUUUUGAUAGUAAUAAUUUAGAUCUUCAUCAUGGUCUUAAACAAAUAAAUUUUUAUGAUAACUUAUCAACGAUCCUAAAUUCAUCAAACAAUACAUCUUUAUCUUUUAAUUCAUUAAAAAAAAGAGAGCAGGACAAUCAGAAAAAUAUGUUUAUAGUUAAUAGAAAAAAAUGUAUUAGUGAAUUAAAUGACAAUGAAUUUAAAGGAAAUAAUGGAGUAUGUAAUUUAAAUAAUAGUGAAUUAUAUUUGCAUAGUGAUAAAGAAUUGAAUUAUAUAGAAAAAGUAAAUAAUGAAAACGAGUUGAUACAAUUAGUUAAUAUAAAUGAUACUAAUAGUGAAAUAAAUAGCAUACAUAAAGAAAAUAAUAAUUGUGUAAAUUACGAUAAAAAUAAUCAUGUAAAUAUAAUGAAGACAUUCAAUGAUAUGUAUAAAAGUAUAGAAAAAAAUAGAGGAGCGAAAAUUGGUUUAAACGUUGUGAAUAAUAUACAAAAAUCAAAAAAUAGAUAUAACAUAAAAAAAAAUUCAAGAAAUAUUAAUUUUGUAAAUGAUCAUAUGAAUAAUGAUAUAAUUAAUUCAAAUGAUAUAGAUUGCAUAAAGUAUAUUAUACAUUUGCAGAAUUAUAUAAAAAAUAUGAAUUAUAAUAAGGGAGUUUAUUCUGAUAAAAGUAAUGCUAGUAUAAGGAAUCCUUUUUACACUGAACUUAAUGAUAUGUUUUAUAAUUCUUUUAAGGAAAAAUUAAACAUUAAUACUAUAAGGAAAAAUUAUAUUGAAAAUGAAGAAAAAUCAGAAUUACAUAAAUAUUAUUUAAAAACAUGUUUAAAUAUGUUUAAAGAUUUUUUUCGUCAAUAUUUUUAUCUGAGUUUUAUCAACAAUUUAGAAAUAAAGAAGAAAAAAAAAAAUACUUAUAAUAAUUUUUGUAUAGCAUUAUCAGAUAUUUUCUUUAAAAAUUUAAGUUUCAAUGCGGAUGAAGAGGAAAAUUUUGAACAUUUGUUAGGUGGUAUAACUAUUUAUGAGUUUUAUGAAAAUAGGUUUAAAGAAUUAAAAAAUAUAUUAAGGAAGAUUUUUAUGUAUUUAAAUAUAAUUAACAGAUUAAUUACAUAUAUAAAAUUAAAAAAACUGUUUUUUAACGAAAAUUUUGAUUUGCAUACUUGUAAAAUGCACGACACGUUUUUCUUUAAUUAUUUAUAUUUUUUUUAUAAUAAAUAUUCAAAAAAUUGUAAAAAUAAUUAUAUAAAGAAGUUAUGCCAAAAACUUUCUAUAAAUAAAAGAGAAAUAAUUAAUUAUAUAAAAAGAAACGUUAAUACACUGAGAGAGGAAAAUUUUUAUUUUUUAGAAUUUUAUGAGAAGAUAUUUAAAAAUAAUGAAAAUAAAAAUGAAAAAGAAAAUUUUAAUAAAUUAGAGAAAUUGUUUACUUUUUGUAGUUGUAUAUCAGAAGAGAAAAAAAAAUAUACUUUUUUUGAAAAAACAAAUCACGAUAUUGACUGCGUUUUUCGAUAUUUAUCGUCUAAUUUGCAUGAGGAUGUUUCAUAUUUAAAGAAUAAAAAUAACAAUUUUCAGAAAAAAAUCAAUUAUCAAAAUAAAGAAAAUUUUGAAAAGGAAAAGAUGUUUUUUUUAAAUAAUAAUAAUAAUAUUGAUUUAAAUAUUGAAAAAGUAUUAAAUUCUGAUGAACAAAAUCCCAAAAAAAUGGAGUUUUUUCUUUUAAAUUUAUUAAACAAUAAAAAAAAAACAUGCAUUUUAUGUUAUUGCGUGCGAAGAUAUUAUUUAAGAAUUUUGAAAAAGUUACAAAAAAAAUUAACUUUUAAAGAAUUAGAUAAACAAAUAGAUUAUAUUUUUGAUAAAAAUUAUUCAGAAAUAACAAAAUUAUUUAAAAGAGAAAAUAAUAACACGGAUAAAAGCUGUAAUUGUUCAAGUAUUUUUAAAUAUAUAAAUAUUGAUGAUAUUGAAGCAUGCAUAAUUUAUUUACUUCAAAUAAUGUGGAGAUUUUAUAUUUGUGAUAUUCUCUCAAUACCUAGUGAAUUAGAGCAAAUUUAUGAUAAUUUAUCGAAAAAACAUAAAAGAAAAAAAUAUAAGAAUUCAAAAGAUGAGAGAAGUUGGAAUUUUAUAAAAUAUUUAAAAGAAGAAAGAGUAAAUAACAUAAUUAAUAGAUAUAUGUCUUCUGAUGAAGAUUAUUCAUUAUCACCAAUUGAUGAUGAACAAAUUGCAAACAAGAAAUCUUUAUUUUCUAAUUUUCAAUUUAUUGAUAUUAGUGGAAUAAAAAAGAAAUUUCUAAACACUUAUAAUUUUUUUAAGAAUGAAGAACUAAAGCACAAUGUUGAAAACGAUAAAAAUAAGUAUGAUAAUAAAAAUUUUAAAAAAGUUGAUAGAACAGAAAAGAAAUUAAAUGAAGAUGCUACGUCUAAUUAUGAUAUUGAUAUAAAUAUUUUAAAAGAAGAGGAGCUGUAUAAAUGCAAAAGAGUAUAUAAAAGCACAUAUAAUUUAUUGGAAAAAUUAAAAAAAGAUUUAGAAAAUACAGAAUUGAAAAAAUUGAUGCAAUAUUUUCAUUUCCGGGGAAUUAAAAAAAAAAUAACUAAUGGAAAUGAAAAAAAUAAUAUUAAUAUUUGUGUUUCCCUAGAUGAAGAUGGAACAAAUUAUUCUAUAGAAGAAAAACAAGAAAGAAAUGAGGAUUUAUUAAAAAAAAUUCCCGUGAAUGAUGAGCUUAUACAUUUCAAUAAUCAUAAACUUUCUAAGGAAAGUUUCAAAAAUGAAAAUAUAUCUGCAAUGUUUGAAAACAAUUUUGAAAAUGUGCCAAGUAGUUUGAAUGUUGAUCAAAAAGUUACAUCAAAUUUUUUUGUUAAUUUAAAAUUAUAUAAAGAGAAAUAUGAUAAUAAUAAUAAUAAUAAUAAUGAUAAUGAUAAAGAUACUGAUAUAUUAAAAAAAAAUAUUUUUGUAUCUCUUAUCGAUAAAGUUAGUGAAACAAUGAAAAAACAUAAUAUAGCUAAUAUAGAUGAAAUUAAAAUAGUUUUAUUAAAAAAUGGUUAUGAUAUAGAUAAAUGUUAUAACGGGUUAGAUGCAAUAUUUUUAUUUUUGUCAAAAAUUAAAGGUGUAAAUAUGAGUUUUUUAAAUGAAAGUAGUAUUUUGAAUGAUAGGAAUAUUUAUGAAAUACUUCUAGACAGUUUCCAAAACAUAAAUUACAGCAUCAUAGAAAAAGAUUUUCAUUCUUUAAAUUAUAUUUUGGAGAUAUUUGAUAACAUUGAUGAAAAUUACAUAUUUCAGAGAUAUGAUUAUUUUUUUAAUUUUACAGAUUUGCUUUUUACUAUGCAAAAUAUUGUUGAUGAUACUGAUAUAACACAUGCUAUGUUUACUCCUUUUUUUGAUAUACUAAAUAAUCUAUUUAGUUACGGAAUUGGUUUAAAUAAUAAUUCUAACGAGAAUAAUAAAGAGAUAAUACAAAUUAAUAGCUUAGAAUAUUUUUUAGAUAGUUUACAUAAAAAUAUAGGAUCAUUAUUGAUUAUUGAUAAAAAUUUUGAAUGCAAAAAAGAACUAUUUUCUUUUAUACAAUAUAAUAGCUUUUUCUGGUAUAUAUUUUACAAGCAAUAUAACUUGUUUUUAUCAUAUUAUGAUUUUGACAAUCAUUGUUAUUUAUUUAAUGCUUUUCUCUUCCAUUUUUUUAAUUAUGUUUUUAAUUUUCCUCUAGAUAAUUUUUUCCAGUUAUAUAACAAAUUACCCUUAGAGAAGGAACAAAUUGUUGAAAAAUUAUUUAUGAAAUUUUCUUUUUUAAAAGAAGAAGAAAAAUCAUUAUUUAAAAUUAUUUUACGAUUUCUUUUGCAAGAACAUAAUCAUUUUUAUAAUUAUUAUUACAAUAACGAGUUAUCGCUUUUUGUUUUUAAUGCCAUUAUAUCUCUGAACAAUUUUUAUUUAAAUAUGCAUCAACCAUACAUAUUUUCCAAAAGUUAUACAGAAUUAAAUGAUUAUGAAUAUAUGAAUAAAAAGAAAAAUAGUUUCCUAACUAUAAGUAAUAAUCUUAAAGAAGAUGAAAAAGAAGUGAAAAUUAAAAGAGAGAAAGAAGAAAAAAAAAAAAGAAAAGAACACUUCGAAAACUUUAAUUUGAAUAAUAAAAACAUAAUCCCAUUUUUAAAAAGUAAAGAAAGAGAACUAGUAAGAGUAGGUGAAACAUUUAAUUUUUAUACAACAAAUAAUUCCAUAUAUUUUAAUAACAACACUGUUAACAUCCUAAAUUUUAUUUUAAAAGAUUAUAAAAAAAAUAAUUUUGUGAAUUAUAGUAAUUCUAAUAUAAACAACGAUUUAUUUUAUCUUGCGUACAACUAUCCUGUUAUUAAUAUAAAUACAGAAAAUAAUAAUUUGUUCACCGUCUAUUUAAGAAGUAUAUAUAAUUAUAAUGAACAUUUUAGAAAUUUAAAUCACGUCUAUUAUAUAUAUAGUAAUUUUUUUUAUAAUUUCCAUAAUCUAUUUUUAUUUUUGAAUAAAAAAAAUGAUUUAUUUUACUCACUUUUUAAGCUUCGAUUAAAAAAUAAUGAAUCAAAAAAGGCUGAUAAUUUUUUUUAUGCUAAUGAUGAUAUAAAUAGUAAUUUAAGUAAAUCUACUGUGGAAAAAGUAAAAGAUGAAAGAGUACUAACUUCUAAGGAAAUAAAUAAAGAAGAAUAUUACACAAAUGCUAUACAUAAUUGUUUAAGUAAAAUAUUUUAUUUAUAUGAUGAUAUUGUAUACGAUAUAAAUGAUACAGUAAAUAUAGAUUAUUAUUUUAAAGACGACAAAGUAGACUUAAAUUUUAUUAAAGAUAAAAAUAUUAACUAUUAUGAAGAAAAACAGGAUAUGCUUUAUAAAUUAAAUGCUAAUAAAAAAAAGAAUAAUAGAAAUAAUGAAAUAGAAAAAAACAUUGAUGAUAUACUUGGUGAAUUAGUAAAUAAUAAAGAAAAAGAUAUAAAUAUUUUAGAAAAUAAUGUGGAAGAUCAUUCAGAUAUUCUUAAAAAUAAAAAUAGCAAUAAAAGGAAGAAAAAUGAAAAAAACGAAGAUUAUUUACAUAUUACUGAGUUAGAAAGAGAUAUAAUGAAUAUCAAAUUUAAUCAAAAAGAAUUCUUAAGAAGAAAUUUGCCAUCUUUUUUUUAUUCUUCGUCCUUAAUUCAUAAUAAUAAAAAUGUUACUGGUGGUAACACUGAUGUAAUAGAAAGAAAUUAUGUAUCUUCAGGUUUGUCAAAAAAGUAUUUAUGCAUAUCUUUAUUAUUUAAUGUUGAGUUCUAUAAUAUAAGAGGAAUGCAUAUAGAAAAUAAAAUAUUAUCAAAUAGAAUUUUAAAGAUAAACAAGGUUUUAAAAGACAGUAAAGGAAGAUUAAUAAAUGUAAAAGUAUUUCACUUAUACAAUAUUUUUUCUAAAAUAAUUGAAUUAUAUUACGAGGAGAAAAAUAAUAAUAAAAAAGAAAAGAAGUAUAUAAAUGGUAUUGAUUAUAAAAUUAAUGAAGAAUUUUAUUAUAAAAUAAAAAUUACUACUCAUUUCUUUUUAUUAUAUGCAAUUAAGAAAGAUUAUGAUAAGAAGAACAAAAAUAAAUUGAUUUUCAUGAAUAUUAACUCUGACUUGGAAUCAUAUGUUGAAGAUAAGAAGGAGGGAUUAUAUAAAUUUGAUUUAAAUAUAUUACUAGUCCCUAUUUCUUCCCAUAUAUUAUUAAGCAGAUAUAAUGGAAAUAUAAAUUUAUUUAACGAAAAUGAUUAUCCAUUAAUAACUUUUAAAUAUUUAACUUCAACAUAUGAAUUAAUAUGCAUAGGAAUUAUUAUAUGCUCUUCUAAAUUAUUGCUACAAGACUAUAUAUUGAAUUGGUUUAUCCCAAAAAUUAAGGAAAUGAAGUUAUUAAAUGAAGAUAUAGAUAUAAAACUAGAAGAUAUAAAUGUUUAUGAAGAAUCUGAACUAUACUGUUUAGAAAAAAUACGCAAAUUUUCCUGCAGUAUAAAAAAAUUACUAAAAAAAUAUAGCAAUACAGUUGUUAUUCAAUUGAAGAAAAAUCAUUUUUUUAAGAAAAUAAAUAUAAGAUGUAUAGAAAAUUCGAAAUUAAACACAUCUAAUUUUUGUUCUAGGUGUAGGAGUAAUUAUAUAUGUAUAUGUGAUAAAAUAAAAAAGGAAGAAUUAAGGAAAAAAUUGCAAUAUAUAAAAAACCAAGAGAAAUUACAUGAAGUAAUUAAAAAAAGCAAUGAAAUAAAAAAUAUUGAAGAGAAUAAUGAAAAGAACAAACAAAAAAAAUCAGAUACAAAGAGCACGAAUAAUAUGGAUGAAAUAGUAGACAAUCAUAUAAACAUCACAAGUGAUAUAUAUUCUGAUAGUUAUAUUAAUAGCAGUGAAUUAAAAGGAAAUGAUAUAAAUAAACAAAAAUUUAAUGAAUAUGGAGAAAUAAUCCAAAACUUACACGAAAAUUCUAAAUUAUUAAACGAAUUAGAAAUAUUAGAAAAUUCUUAUCGUUCAACUAAUAGUUCUAUAUUAUCUUUAUCAAGUGAUGAUCUAUCUGAUUAUUCUGAAAGUGAUUAUAUGUUUUUAUACAAUAUUAAGAAUAAUUAUUUUGCUUUUAAUAAUAUGUUAUCUAAUAGUGAAGUUCUAAGCAAUGAAGAAAACGUGCAUGAUAUACAAAAAGUUAUAAAUAAUACUUCUAAUAUUGAAAAUAGUAAGAGAAAAAUUCCAUUUAAAAAUAUAAGUAAUUUAAAAAAUGACAUUGAAGAAGUAAUUUUAAAAGAAUUCAAUAAAAUAAGUAAAGCAAAUUUAAAGAGUAUAUAUAAUAGGCAAAAAUUGCUUGAGAGUAAAGAAAAUGCUUAUAAUAAAAUAAUUAAUAAUGAAAUAGAAAAAAAAGAAAAUCUAAGACAGUAUAACUAUAUAGAACAUAAUAAAGAAAUUAAAAAAUCUAAAAAUGAAGAGGAAAAAGAAACAAAAAGAAACAAAAAGGAAGAAAAAAUAAAAAAAAAUAAGAUAAAUGAUGAAGUAGAAAGCAAAAUAAAAGCUAGUGAAGAACAUGUAAUAAAAGAAGAUAUAAAAAUUUUUAAUGAAACAAAUGAAGAAUUAAAUAAUAAUAAUAAAAAAGAAUAUUGCAUGUCACUCAUACAGGAACAAGAAAAAAUCAUAUGUGAUAAUAGUGAAGUACCAAAUAAAAAUAACAAGUAUGAUAUAAAAAUAAAAUAUGAUGAGAUUUCCCCAGAUCAAAAAGAGCAAAAAAUUAUUGAAAAUGAUCAAAACAAAAAUAUUAAAGAAAUUAAUAAUAAAAAAAAUCCUCAAAAUUAUGCAUAUAUUGAAAAGGUAAAUGCUACGUAUGAAGAUGUAGAAGAAGAAAUAGAUAUUGAUUCAAAUAUAAAUAUUUAUGAUAAGGAUAAUAAAGUAAAUAUUAUAAGAAUUAGUGAAAUGAAAAACGAAUAUGUAAAUAGUAGUUGUGUAAAUUUUAAUAAUAAUAUUGAUAGUAGCAUUAGUGAUAAUAAAAAAAAUAUUAAAAAUAGAGAUAGAGAUAAUAAAAAUGAUUAUAAAGAUAGAAGUAGGGAUAAAAUUAACCGUAACAGAAGAAAUAACGAUAACAUUAACAACAAUUAUAAUAAUAGUAAAAUUAAUAAUAAUAACAGUAAGGAUAACAGUAAUAAUAAUAAUAAUAAUAGUAAUAAUAGUAAAAUUAAUAGUAAUAACAGUAAGGAUAACAGUAAUAAUAAUAAUAAUAAUAAUAAUAAUAAUAAUAAUAAUAAUAAUAAUAAUAAUAAUAAUAAUAAUAAUAAUAAUAAUAAUAAUAAUAGUAAUAAUAGUAAAAUUAAUAGUAAUAACAGUAAGGAUAAUAAUAAUAAUAAUAAUAAUAAUAAUAAUAAUAAUAAUAAUAAUAAUAAUAAUAAUAAUAAUAAUAAUAAUAAUAAUAAUAAUAAUAAUAAUAAUAAUAAUAAUAAUAAUAAUAAUAAUAACGAAAGUGGUGAAGAUAAUGAUAGUGACAACUACAGUAAUUAUAAAAAAAAUAGUAAUAACAAUAAAAAAAAUAAUAAUAAAGAUAGCAAUAAAAAACAAAAUGAAGAUAGCAAUAAUAGUGAUGAUAAUAAUAAUAGUAAAAAUAAUAACCAGAAAAACAAUAUAAUUAAAAACUCAGACGAUAUUAUAAAUAAUUAUUUUUGUAAAAAUGUUACUGAAAAUAUUGCAAAAAAUGAUAAAUUAGAAAAUAUUGCUUCAUAUAUAUACAAUGAAUUAGUUGAAAUAACGAAAAAAAAAUUAAAAAAGAAUGUAAUACGAAUAGAUAGUUUAUCAUCGGAUAGUUAUUUAAAUGUAGGUGAAGAAUUUUUAAAUGUUAUGAAAGAAAUAAUUUUAAAAUUAAAUAACAAGUUUAAUGCAGCAGAAAAUAUGAAAAAAUUUGGUAAUAAAAAUUCUUUUAAUAAUAGAACAAGAAUACAAACUUCUAAUAAAAAUCACGAAAGUGAUAAUAAGGGGGGAGGUCAUUUAAAUGGUGAAGAUAAUAAUGAUAUAAAAAAGUAUAAUUUAUAUGAUAAUGAACAUAUUAUAAAAUUUUUGAAUCUUUUAAAAAAAAAAUUAAUACACAAAAUAUUAUUUCCGGAUUUACAAAGUGAUAAAAAUAAAAGUAGAAAUAAAAAAAAUAUAAAAAAAAAAAAGCAAGUAGAUAUUAAAUAUAUAUAUGAAAUAUUCAAGAGAGAAUAUAUUUUUUAUGAUAAAAUAUUAAUAUUAAUACAACAUAUAUUAGAUAUUAAUAUAAGAACAAAUAUAUUUUUAUUUGUCUAUUUAUUUACUGGGAAGUAUUUUUCAUAUGCUGAUUUUGAUUAUAUAUUAAAUAAUAUGAUUUUUUAUAAUGAUUUUGUUUAUUAUAAUAAAGUUAAUUUUGAAGAUAGCUUUUUACUUGAAAAUAAUUUGAAUUCUUCAUGUAAUAAUAUGAAGAAUUUAGAAUAUACUUUUAAUAAUCCCAUUAUAAUGAAUAAUAAUAGUUUAAAAAAUAUUGUGACUAAUGAUAAUACAAAAGAAGAAAUUAUAAAAGUAAAACGUGCAUUAGAAGAUGAAGAUGAAUAUGAAAGAAAAAAAAAAAUACAUGCAGAUAAGGAAAUAAAAGUAGAAAAAAAUAUUAUAAGCAGUGACAAUAUAAAUAUAGAUAAAAUUCAAAGUGUUAUAGAUGAAAAUAAUGAAGAAAAUGAAGAAAAUGAGAAAAAAAAGAAAAAAAAAAAUGUUGAUGAAGAAGCAGGUGAUGAUGUAUUAAUAAACAUAAACAUUAGUAAAAUAAUAUAUAUAUUAAUUUUAAUUAGCAAUAAAAGAAUAAUGAAAGAAUUAACUGAAGAAAAUCAUUGUAAAGAAUUAAAUGAAAAUUAUUACCUAGAAAUGAAUAAAAGGUAUUAUGAAAUAUUAAAUAAUGAUUAUAACAAAAUAAUGAAAGAAAAUUAUUCAAAAGAUUUAAACGAUAAUUAUGUAAAAGAUAUAAAAUUUUUAGAGAAUUUAAAAAUUGAGGAGUUAAUAAAUAACAAUGAAUUAUUAUUAACGACAUUCAGUAAAAUUGUAAAAGAAGGAGAUGCGACUAAUAAACUACAAAAUAAUAAUGAAAAAAAAAAAUAUGAGAAUGAAGAAUAUAAAAAAGAAUUAAAUGAAAAUGAAUUAGUAAUAAACGAAAAUGAAAUAUUGAAUGAAAUUAAUUUGAAUAAAAAUAUAAAUGUACACAAUUUUAUAAAGUUUAAAUUAAAUUUAAGAAUAGCAAUAAAAAAAAUUAACUUAAUGCAAGUGAAUACAUCAUUUUAUUCUUUAAUAUUUAAGUAUAAUAGUAAUUUAAUAAACAUAAUACACACUGAUUAUAAAGAAGCAGAUUAUAAUUUAAUAAUUCCCAAUUUUUUCAAUUAUAAUGACAUUUUACAAGUAAGUGUAAAAGACAUAGAAAAGUUAAAAGAAAUAUAUGAUAAAUAUGUUGCACUUAAUAAUAAGUCAAAUAUAUUAAAAGAAAUGUAUUUAUUAAAUAGUGAAAUAAAUAAUUUGCUAAAUAAUAUCUUUCAUGAUAAAAAUGAAAUUAACCUAACAAAUACGAAUGCUAAUGUAAUAAAAAACAAUAAUAAGAAAAAUUACAUUUAUAAAAAUGAGGUUGCAAAUAACAAAGAAUUAAAAAUGCAUAUCAUCAAAACAUGUUCUAAUUCAGAUAUACAAAAUGAAAUGAAUAAUAAUAUUUAUGAAAAACAAAAGGUAUUAAAAAAUCCAUAUUCUUCUUUGUAUGAUUCUUCUAACAAAAACAUUAAUAAUUUAAAAUUGAACACAUAUAAUUUAUCUUAUUCAAGUAAAAAUAAAAAAAGUCUUUUAGAUAAUAAAAAUAUAUUUUACAAUACAAAUGAAGUAAAUUCUAUGAAUGAUGAAACAAAACUAAGGAAAGUAAGUAAUCAAACUCUAAUUGCGAAAAAUGGAAAAAUAAAUAAUAAUUCAAUUAAAUAUGUGAAAAAAAAUAAAUUCAAAAGAAUUUAUAAUAAAGAUAUUCCAUAUAUAUGUAAUGAAGGAAAAACUUGGAUGGUUAUAUAUAAACCAGCAUAUUAUCAUUGUUCAGCAUACACUUCUCAUAAUAGAUACAAUUUUUUAGUAAAUAUAAAUAAAUAUAGUGAUUAUUUUUACAAUAUAUUAGAAAAAAUAUGCAUAAAAUGCAAAAUAAAAACGAAAUUUAUGUGUUUACCAUGUAAAGAAAUGGAAAAUAUAUGCAAUAAAUGUGAACAUAUUGUAGCAAGAUUUUGCAAAAAAUGUAGUAUUCUAAUCAAGAAAAAUAGAGAUGUUUUAAAAAUAAUAAAUAACAUAUCAUUAAAUGAUGUUAUAUAUAGUGGUAGAGUAGAAUCAUUUCAUCUAUUUAUGAUGAAAUCCUUUCCUCAUUUAGAAACAGUUAAAAAAUGGCAUAAAUUAGAAUGUGGGUUAUGUCAUAGAAUAGAUUUAGAAACGUCAGGAAGUUUAAUAAUUGCAAAAACGAAAGAAGCAAGAGAAUUUUUAUUUGACCAAUUUCGUAAAAGAAAUGUUUAUAAAGAAUAUAUUUUAUUAUGUCAUGGAAGAAUUAAGAAAAAGAAAGGGUUUAUCAAUAAGUCAAUACAAACUCAUGAAUAUAAUAACUUUCAUAGUAAAAGUCAUUUUAGCUUAGUAGUUAAAACAGGAGGUACUGAUGCAUACACGGAAUAUAAUUGUGUAAAAGUAUAUAAAUUAAAAAGGCAUAUUAAAGAUAUUAUUGAAGAGGUUUUAGGAGGAAAAUACAACUGUAAUAGUACUGUCAAAAAAGAUAUUAAAAAAGAGAUAUAUAGUGAUGACUACUAUAAAUUUUUAAAUGACGAAAAUAAAAAUGUAAAUGUUAUACAAAGAUAUGUAAUUAAAGAUUUAUUAUCUGACAAUAAAAAUAGUAAUAGUAACUGCGUUUAUUUCACAUCACCUGAUUAUUCAUCAUAUGUUCAGAGAAAUUACUGCAAUAUUACAAUUAAUUAUUAUUCAGAUUCUCAAAUUUUAGAAUCUAAGAAAAAAAGAAAAAAAAAAGGUACCAAAAAUGUUAGUACUAAAGAUGGUAUCAUUGAGGAUUCAGAAGAAAAAAAUACUUUAAAAAAUGAUAUAGAAAAUAUAACAAAAAAGAGAGAAAUGAUAAAACUAGAUUCCUCAAAUUUAAAUAAUAACAAAAAUGUUAAUAAUACGGGAGAUGACUCUGUAAAGAAAAAUGUUUGUCAUCAUUUAUGUUUUCGUUGUAAUUCUGUAUCAGAUGAAUAUUUAUAUACUGAUUUAAAAGAAAUUGAAAAUUAUACAAAAGAAUUUACUUUAUGCAACGUUAAAAUUCAUACAGGAAGAACACAUCAAAUACGAGUCCAUAUGAGGCAUAUUGGGCAUCCAUUAGUUUCUGAUAAAAAGUAUUUAAAUCCCUCUUUAAGUAAUAUAGACAAGUAUUGGUGUUUUCGAAUGUUCUUGCAUUCUCUCAUUUUAGAAUUUAAUAAUCCAGAUUAUUAUUUUUUUAAUUUAAAUGAUGAUUUAAAAAAAAAAAAGAAAAUGUAUUCAAAUAAUAUGUAUAGAAUUCCUGAUCGAACUGUUAAAGCAAUAUGCCCAUUGGCUUGUGAUUUACAAACAGUUCUUGAUAAUGAAUUAGAAGUAUCAGAAAAUUUAGAAGAUGAAAAUAGCUAUAUUAAUAGAAUACUUAAAAUGAACAUUAAUGAUAAAAGAAAUGAAGCUAUGAAAAAUUCUAAAGCAAUAAUUGAAGGACAAAGAACAGAAAAAGAUCAAAGUAAAGAAAGCAAGUUUUAUUCUGCAAGAGAAGAGAACAAUGAAAAAGAGAAAAAAAAUGAACAAGAAAACAACAAAGUAGAGCAAAAGAAGGAAGAGGAAGAAGAGGAAGAAGAAAAAAAAGAUGAGAUAGAAGAUGAAGAUUAUGAGGAUGAUGAUGAUGCAUAUUAUGUAGAAGAAAAAGGCAAACAGCAACAAAAAAAGAAAGUAAAUAAAAAAAAAACAGGAGUAAAAAAAGUUCAAAAUAUAUAUGAUAAUGAUUAUGAUGAAACAAAAGGAGAUGAGGAAACAAAAAUAAGUAAAAUUAUUGGAGAAAAAAAAUUAAUAAAGAAAAAAGAAUUAAAUAAAAAUAGUGAAUUCCCUCAUUUAGUUCUAAGUAUUAAAAAAAAGAAAAAAACAAAGAAAGAUAAAGCUAAUUUAUCAUUGAACAAGGAGAAUAAAGAUGUGUUACAAAAAAAAAAUGUAUUAUCGAAAUCUGCUACCAAGAAAAAAGAAAGUGGUUUAAUUGAAUUGAUGGAAGAGGUAUAUGUAAAAAAAGAAAAUGAUAAUAAUAAAAAAGAAACAGAUGAUUUAUCGUAUAAUAUUAUGGAAAAUAAUAAUAAUAUGAGAAAAAAUGUUUUUUCAAAUGAAGAAAAUGUGAAUCUUAAACAAAAAAAUAAUAUAAAUGAAAAAGGAAUAGAAAAAAGAGAAGUAAAAAAUGAAUAUGAAGAAUUAGAAUUUUAUGAUGGAGAAAAGAUAAAAAUGCUAAUAUCCAAAAAUCAGAAUAACAAAAUUUUGCGCAAACUGAAUUAUAGUGAGCUUUUCGAAGUAAAAAAUAAAAUAGAUUCCAACAAAGAAUUGAAUAUUAAUCAAAAUGAAAAUGAUAUAAAUAAAAUAACAAAGGAAUAUUAUACUAAUGAAGAUAUAAAUAAUAAAAUAGAGACGAAUUUUAAUUUCAUAGUAAAAGAAGCAAAGAUAGUAAUUGAUAAUAUUAUUAAGAACAGUUUCAUUUUUAAAAUAUUUUUUUAUUUUUCUAAAUUAAAAAGAACUUUAUUGUAUCUAUUAAAUACUUUCGGAAAGGAAACAACAAAAAAGGAAAAAAAAAGUUAUGUUGAAUUAAAUUUAAUUGAAGUGUUUAGUAAUAAAAAUGAAAAUCAAGAAAAAGUUCCAAAAUGUUUCAUUUUUGAGUUAAUAUAUUGCAUUACAUACUUAUUUAAAACUUUACACGCAAAAAAAAAAAAAAAUGAAAUUAUUGUUUAUACUUUGAAGAAGCAUUUAAAAAAUAUUAAGAGUAAUGUUCAUAUGUCAUAUAAAAAUAAAAAUAUUAUUUUUCAAUAUUUUUAUAAUAUUUUAUAUAACAUGAAUUAUGCUUUAAAUGAAUAUGGUUUAAACACAAAAGAAAGUUUGAAAAAUCAAAUAAUGGAAGAAUGCAAAAAUGUGUAUUUAAAAAUUACGAAUACUUUUACUAUAAUAAUGAAAACUUUAAAUGCUGAAGUAUCUCUAAAGGAUGUCAACAUAAAUCAUUUUAUAAAAAAUAAAAAAAUGUUUUCACUAAACACAAUUGAACAAUUCUUUUUAUUGUAUAAAUUUUAUGAAAAAAAAGAAACAAUGAAUGAAAAGAGAAAAGAGAAAAAAAAAAAUAAAGAAAAUAAAGGAGAAAAUUAUUUAACCACCGAAAUAAAAAAAAUAUUUAAAGGGGAUAAAAAAAAUGAAAAUAUAUUAAAUGAAUCUUAUGCAACAAACGAUGAUUGUUUUUAUUCAAAUAAAAAUGGAGAUACAGAACCAGUUAAAACUAAAAGGGGAUAUAAUAAUAAAGGAGCAAUAACUAAAGAGGAAGAUAUCGAAAAAGAGAGAGAUAAAAAAAAAGUAGAUAAUAAUAAAAUAAAAGAUUAUGAGAAUGAAGAAGAAAAAAAGGAAAAAGAAAUAGUUGAGAAGGUAAAAAAAAAGUUAUAUACUGAUGAUAUAAGUAACAAUAUUGAUAUAAAGAAAAAGAAAAUUGAUAAUGAAGAAAAAAUAUCAUUAAAUCAAAAUUUAGAAGAAAAAGAAAAUUUAAAUAAUAAUAUUUCCAAAAAAAAUAAGAAAACUAAUAAAACCGAAGAUAACGAUUUAAAAAAAAAAGAAAUUCAUGAAAAUGAAAAUGAAAAUGAAAAUGAAAAAAAUAAGGUAAUUAAGGAAUUUGCAUCAUCAAAAGAAGAAAUAAAAAAUCCUUCUGAAUAUGAGGAUAAAAUAGAUAAAACUAGUAAAAAAAAUUACAUUCAUAAUAAUGUAAUAAAAGAAGAAAAUAAGUAUACUGAUAAUUAUCAAUUCACGAAAAAUAAUCUUGAAAAUGUAGAAGAAAAGCAAAAGUUGUUACAUUUAUGUAUGGAAAGUAUAAUGCCAUCUAAUAAAAAAUUAAUAGACAACUAUAAUGCAAAUAUAUCUUAUUAUAGUAAUAAUAUGAACAAUCAUUUAAUACAUAAUAGUUAUAAUAAUCAAAAGACUAAUAUAGAAAUAAAAAAUAAUUUUUUAAAUAUUGAUUCAGAUAAGAACCUUGAAGAUAAAAAUUUAUUUACUUCUAAUGAUAAGAAUCUAUGUGACCGUGGAUUUUUUGUUGAUAAUCAUAAAAAAAAUGUAACUAUUGAUAUUAAUUUGAGUAAUGCAGAAAAUUUGAAUAUAAACAAUAGUAAUAAAUUGAAUAAUGUGAGUAAUAAUAUUUUGGUUAACAAAAAAGAAUACAGUAAUAUUAAUGAGGACCAAGGGCUUUAUAACAGUUUUAUUAAAGAAAUUGAAAAAUUAAGAAGUGAGACAAAUAAAUGUGAGGAAAAUUAUGAAAAGGAAAUGAUAGACAUUAAAAAUAAAAAAGAUGAAAUUGAUUUUUUAAAAAAAAAUAGCAACAAUGAAGAAAUAAAUCACAUAUUUUCUGAUGCUAAUUUAAAUAACUUCUCCAAAAUUUUGUUAAGUGCCUACGAAACAUAUGGAUUAAAUGCAUUUAUAAAAUUCUUAGUAUAUAAAAAUGAUAUAAGUAAUAUAAAUGAUUAUAAAAAGCAAGAUGAAGUAAACCUAGAAUUUUUUAUUAAUUUGUCAAUUGAUAAAAUAUUUGACUAUUUGUUAUUAAAAGAUAUACUUUCAAAUGUAAAUAUAAAAAAAUUAAAAGAAAAAUUUAUUCAGGGGCAAAAAGCUUUUGAAGCAAUAAGAAGUGAUGCAAAUAAUAUGAUUAUAGAAAAUAUAAAAAGAUAUAAUUUUAUUUAUAUAUUAUGGAAGAGUAAUAAUAGUAUGAAUGACAUAUAUGAAAGAAAACAAGUAAUUUAUAACUUUUUAAUAAAAAUAAUUGAUAAAAUUAUACAAAAAUAUUUGAUUUAUGAAUAUAUUUUAAUAAGGAAAAAUGAAAUUUGCAAAAAAAUAUAUAAUUCUUUAAAUAUAAAUGAGACUGCAAAUAAUUAUUCUUAUGAUUAUUGUAAAAAUGAUGUUAAUUAUAAUUACUUAUUAAAAAAUACAACAGGUGAUAAUGCUAUGGGAAGUUAUUCUAAUGAAUUUUAUUUAGAAAAAAAAAAAAAUGAUAAUAACGAUGGAUUUUUUAUUAAGAGAGAAAAUAAUGAUAUUUCCUGUAAUCAAAAAAUUAGUGAUUUAAAGAAAAACAUCAAUAAUAUAUAUGAUAAUUAUAAUAAUGAAAAACAGAGUAGUUACCAUGACCAAAAGAUAAAAAAAGAAGAAAAUCAUAUAUUAUAUCCCAAUUGUCAUGAAAAUAUAAAAAAUAACAUUUUUUCUAAUAAUUUAAAUAAAUAUCAUGAUACAUAUAAUAAAUUAAAUGAUAAUAGUAAUAAUAUUUUUGAAAAAAAUAAAAUUGUUAAAAAUAGUUCUUAUAAUGAAAAUAGUGCUAUUCCUUUGAAAAAUAAAAAUUAUGAAAAUUUUACAAAAAAUUAUAAAAGUAAUUCAUUUAGUGCAAAUAAUUUAAAUUUAAAUUUUCAUUCUCAAUAUAAUUUGAACAAAAAUAAUAAUACUGCUCAUUUUAAUUCUACUUAUAAUAUUUCUGAGUUAUCCAACUAUUUAAAUGUCACAAAUGUUAGCAAAUUAAAACAUCAGAUGUCUCUAAAUAAUAAUAAAAAAGAAAAUUAUUGUAAGAAUAAUUUUGAUUUAUAUUGUAAUAAUGAAAAAAGUUCCUUCUUGGACAUAGAAAAAGAAAAAAUGAAAAAAAAACAAGAAAAUGAAGUAUUUUUAAAUAGAGAAAGUAAUAAUACUAAUUCUAAUACUAAUAACUUAAAUAUGAGAGAUAUUCAAGAUAUGAGAAAUAAUAACACAUUUAUGAAUAAUUUUAAAGUAUCAAUAGAAAAUUUAAUUGACGAAAAAGAAACAAGUAAAGUAGAAAAUAAGGAAGAAGGAAAACUAAAAGAAAAGGAAGAAAAAAAAGAAACGGAAGAAGAAAAUAAAGAAAAAGAAAAAAAUAAUAAAAAAAAUAAAAUAAAUUAUUUUGAAAAAUUUAUGAAGAAUACUUAUGAUAAUAAAGUAAACGUUAUACUAAAGAGUGAUGAUCAAGGAGUUGAAUUAAAUAGAAGAAUAUUUACUGAAAAAAAUGAGAAAGAAAAAGAUGAAACAGAAGAAAAAAUAAAGAGAAACAUAUAUUACUUUAGUGAUAACAAUAAUAAUAGUGAUAAUUAUUUAAGUGGUGAUACUGACCUUUAUAAUAUAUCAAAUAAUUUGAUAAAAAGCUUUAAAAACAAUAUUCCAGAAGCAUUUUUUAAUAAAAGUUUAAAUAUGAUAAAUGAAGAUAAAGACAACAUAAAUACACUUAAUGAUGCAAUACAUUUUAAAAAUUUUGAAGAAAUUAAAAAUAUAAAUGAAUAUAGUAAUAAUGUGAAUGAACAUUUAGAUAAAAAUAAAUUUGACAUAUUUAAUAAAUUGAGUAAUAACUUUAUAUCACCCAAUAAUUUAUUGAAUAAUAAAAAUAAUAUUGAAUAUAAUGAUUUAUUUAAUAGUACUAAUAAUGAUAUUGAAAAAAAACCUACUCAUGAUUUUUUAAUGAGUAAUAAUUGCUCUUUAGUGAAUUAUAUAAAUAAAGCUUCUUGCACUAAUUCCAACAAUAGUUUAAAUCAUUUAGAAAAAAAUUCAUUAAAAAUAGAUAUGAAAAAUUCUAAUUUAAUGAUAUUUAACGAAGUAAAUAGAGAUAAUUCAAUCACUAAUUAUUUAGAUAAUAGUAAUAAUAUACAAAACUUAAAGUUCUCUAAGUAUUUUAAUGAUAAUAAUAUCACUAACACUUAUGAUAAUGGAAAAAGUUUAAGUGAAUCAAAUAUUAUGAAAAUAAUACCCAACUUAAAUAAUAGAGAAAGUUAUAAAAAAACUAGUAAUAAUAUAGAAAAAAUUUCUCACGAUAGCAGCUUAAAUGAAAUAAACAUAAAUAAUCAUAAAAGAAAUAUUUUGACAGAUUUUAAUUUACUAAAUUUAGAGAAUAAUAACAAGAUUAAUGAGAAAAGUAAAACAAAUUAUAACAAUAUGAAUAUGUAUUUAUCAAACAGUUACAACAAUUUAUUUGAGCAGAAAAUGAAUCCAUUAUUUUUAAAAAAAUAUUAUAAUUCAAAUUCAUACAUAGAUUCUGAAAAAGAAGAAAAUUUAGGAAAAAUAAAUAAUGGAAAGAAUUAUAUUUCAUCUGAUAAACAUAACAAUAGUAAUAAUGUAAUUAAUAUGAAUAAUGAAAAUAAUAUAAAUUUUUUAAAUAGCACAUAUGAAAUAAAUACAAAUAACAAUCACUUGAAUAGUAAUAUUCCCAACAAAUAUUCAAAUACUUAUUCGGAAAUAAAUAUUUAUAAGGAAAAUAAAAUUAAUAAUAACAAUACAGAAUAUAAUAAUAUAAAUGCAAAAUAUUUAAAUAAGACUUUUAGCCAUUUGGAUAUAAGAAAUAAUGUAAGUGAAUCUGAAGAAAAGCAAAAAUUGUAUUUUAAUGGAAUGAAGCAGAAAAAUGAGGUAGACAAAAACAUGUAUAAUAAUAAUAAUAAAAUGAAUCUUAAUUUAAAUUUUAAAGAAUACCAAAACCUCUUAUUUAAUGAUAAUAAUAAAAUAUCAGAAAAAAACAUAUGGGAAUGCUUAGAAAAUCAGAAUAAUGAAAAUUUUUAUGAUAAUAACAAAAGUCUCAAUGAAAGAGGUUUUUUCCCAGUAAAUGAAGAAAGAGAAAAGUUUGAUAGUUUUGAUUUAGUGAAACUAAAUGAAAUAAGAAAUGUUUCUGUUGAUAAGAAUAAAAAUUUAAUCGUUGGCAAUGUAUUAAAUAAUAAUGAUAAUAAUAAUAAUAAUAAGAGCAACAACAAUAUUGAUUAUUCUAAUAAUAAUAAUGGUAACAGUAAUAAUAAUAUUCCAAAUGAUAGUAAUAAUAAUAAUAAUAAUAUUCCAAAUGAUAGUAACAAUAAUAAUAAUAAUAAUAUUCCAAAUGAUAGUAACAAUAAUAAUAAUAAUAAUAUUCCAAAUGAUAGUAAUAACAAUAGUAAUAUUCUAAAUGAUAGUAAUAAUAAUAAAAUAAAUAAAAUAGCUGAUGAAAGCAUAUUAAAAAAUAAAUUAUCUAAUAACAGUAUUUUUAACGAAAUAAAUAAUGAUACACAAAAAUCUAAUUUAAAUUUUAAUUAUAAUAAGUUACAUGUAGAUAUGAAUCAAAGUGUGAAAUCUAAUUUAAAAAUAUCAACAAAUGAAGAAAAUAAUAAAUUUAUUUCUGAAAUUAAUACUAAUUUAGAUGAACCAAUGAAUUAUCUAUUUUUUAAAAAAAACAAUAAUUAUGUAGAUAAUAAUAUUUAUAUACUCAACGAAAGUGAAGAUAAUAAUGUUUUAAUAAAUAAUUCUUUAUUUAGUGAAAAUUUAAGAAACAAUAAAGAAAACGUAAUAUUAAGUAAUUCUUCACCACCUUCUAAGAGAUCUUUUAGUCCAAUUCACAAUUUAAAUGAAAAUUCUCAUUUAACAGAUGUUAAUAAUAAUAACAAUAAUAAUAAUAAUACAUCUAAUAAUUGUAAUAUGUUUGAUAAAAAAAUAAUAAAUUAUGCGAGUUUCUCUAAUUUCAAUGAUAAUAAAUACAUGUAUGAUUUAAAUAAAUCAGAUAUGAUAAAAGAUAAUAAUAAUUUAUCAAAAUCUCCUCAAAAUUAUAAUUUAAUUUGUCAGAAUAAAAUAAAUAAUGAAACUCCUUUUUAUAAAAAUGUUAAAAAUGAUUUUGAUAAUCCUCGUACAGAUAUCCCUUUUGCAUUAUCGUUGCCUGUAAAAAAAGAAAAUAAGACAGAAGAUAGCUUUAGUUCAAAAACAAAAAAUACUUAA
Molecule: messenger RNA, 27933 nt
Organism: Plasmodium relictum
Lineage: Eukaryota; Apicomplexa; Aconoidasida; Haemosporida; Plasmodiidae
Product: RNA pseudouridylate synthase, putative
Exons: 2
Coding region: 1-27933 (9310 amino acids)
Biological process (GO): pseudouridine synthesis
Molecular function (GO): protein binding; pseudouridine synthase activity; RNA binding
Source: RefSeq, a predicted model, not a curated record